Molecule: messenger RNA, 2931 nt
Organism: Rattus rattus (black rat)
Lineage: Eukaryota; Metazoa; Chordata; Mammalia; Rodentia; Muridae
Gene: Dqx1
Product: DEAQ-box RNA dependent ATPase 1
Exons: 12
Coding region: 385-2538 (717 amino acids)
Cellular component (GO): spliceosomal complex; intracellular anatomical structure
Molecular function (GO): RNA binding
Source: RefSeq, a predicted model, not a curated record
AAUGGAACUGUGAAAUUAUACUAAACUGAAGAGAAAACAACUGGAUCCCAGCUCAGUUACGUUUGGAGGCUGUCACUCCAAAACUACAAGUCCCAGAAUGCAUCUCAUGAGUACAAGCAUGUCACGUUUAUACAAGCUCAGUAUGGCAGCAGGAACCUGCAUUCUGAAGGUUCCUAGCUAAAUUAACCAAGGUAGAGCAAAAGGCUCCUCCCCCAAGAAAUCAAGCUCUGGGAUUGGAGUUUGGGCUCAGCCUCCGGAUGGAGCCGGAAUUUACCUUUGUACUCCAGGCAGGCGUGGGUUGGUGGUGCCUGGCUGGGUGUGUCCAGAACUGGCUGCCUUCCUGACACGUCUCAGAGCUGCUAGCAGGUUCUAUGAACAGCCAUCAUGGCCUCUGGGCUGGCAGAAGAGUCUGAACCAAGUCCUGGGGAGUCUGAACUGGCUGUGAACCCCUUUGAUGGGCUCCCCUUCUCUUCUUGCUACUAUGAGCUGCUUGAGCAGCGUAGAGCCUUGCCCAUCUGGGCUGCUCGUUUCCUGUUCUUGGAGCAUUUGGAAAGUAGCCCCACUGGAGUGGUGCUGGUAUCUGGGGAGCCCGGCUCUGGCAAGAGCACCCAGAUUCCUCAAUGGUGUGCAGAGUUUGCGCUGGCCAGAGGAUUCCAGACAGGACAGGUUACAGUCACUCAGCCCUACCCUCUGGCAGCCAUGAGCCUGGCUUCAAGGGUGGCUGAUGAGAUGGACCUGACUCUGGGUCAUGAGAUUGGCUACAGCAUCCCUCAGGAAGACUGCACUGGGCCCAACACCAUGCUCAGGUUUUGCUGGGACAGGCUAUUUCUACAGGAAGUAGCCUCAACCCGGGGCCCUGGAGCCUGGAGUGUGCUGGUACUGGAUGAGGCUCAGGAGCGGUCAGUGGCCUCAGAUUUACUACAGGGGCUCCUGCGAGAUACCAGACUGAGAAACCUUCCGGGGGAUCCCAGAGUGGUUAUAGUUACUGACUCGGCGCUUGAACCAAAAUUCCAAGCCUUCUGGGGCAAUUCUCCUACUGUGCAUGUACCCAGGGAGCCUGGUGAAAAUCCCACCCUUACCUACAAGGACACUGUCCCUGCUGACCUCGUGGAAGCUGCCUGCCAAGCUGUGCUUGAGCUGUGUCAGCGGGAAGAGGCACCAGGAGAUGUGCUGGUGUAUCUGCCCAGUGAGGAGGAAAUCUCUCUGUGCUGUGAAUCCUUGUCCAGGGAGAUGGGGAUGUUGGCUGUCCCAGGGCCUCCUCCGAGGGUGCUACCCCUUCACCCUGGCUGUGGUCAAGCCAUCCAGACUGUGUAUGAAGACACAGAUGUGAGUGUCAGAAAGAUUGUGGUCACUCAUUGGCUGGCAGAUUUCUCCUUCUCCCUCCCUUCCAUCCAACAUGUCAUUGACUCGGGACUGGAACUUCGCAGUGUUUACAAUCCUCGGAUCCGGGCAGAAUCCCAGGUGUUGAGACGAAUUAGCAAGUGUCAGGCAGAGGCAAGGCUGCUGCGGGCCAGAGGGUUCCCAUCAGGAACCUGCCUCCGCCUGUACUCUAAGUCUACCCUAGACCUAGAGGCUCCCCCACUGCCUCAUCCCAAAGUGUGCGAAGAGAAUCUGAGCUCCCUGGUAUUGCUACUAAAGAGGAAACAGAUUGCAGAGCCAGGGGAGUGCCACUUCCUGGACCGGCCUGCACCAGACGCACUGAUGCAGGCCCUGGAAGACUUAGACUAUCUGGCUGCUCUGGAUGAUGAUGGGGACCUGUCAGACCUCGGAAUCAUCCUCUCGGAGUUUCCCCUGCCCCCGGAGCUGGCCAAAGCCCUGCUGGCCUCCUGCGAGUUUAACUGUGUGGAUGAGAUGCUCACUCUCGCGGCCAUGCUCACUGCCGCUCCUGGGUUUACCCGUCCUCCGCUGUGUGCAGGAGAAGCUGCCUUGCGUCGGGGUCUGGAACACGCAGAUGGCGAUCACAGCUCUCUGAUCCAGGUCUAUGAAGCCUUUGUUCAAAGUGGAGCAGAUGAAACUUGGUGUCAGGCCCGGGGUCUAAGCUGGGAGGCGUUAUGUCAAGCCCGCAAACUCCGAGCAGAGCUCCUGGAACUCAUGCAACGGAUUGAGCUUCCCCUGUCCUUGCCGGCCUUCGGCUCCGAGCAGAAUCGCAGAGACCUUCAGAAAGCGCUGCUGUCAGGAUACUUCCUCAAGGUGGCCCGGGACACCGAUGGGACAGGAAAUUACUUGCUUCUCACCCAUAAACAUGUGGCCCAGCUGUCACCAUACUGCGUCUACCGUAACCGCAGGACUCCAGCCCAGCCACCCACAUGGGUGCUAUACCACCGCUUCUCCAUCUCUAAAGACAACUGCCUUUGUAUAGUCUCUGAGAUUCAGCCUGAGAUGCUGGUGGAGCUUGCCCCUCCAUACUUCCUGAGUAACCUGCCCCCCAGUGAGAGCAGAGACCUCCUGAACCAGCUGAGAGAAGGAACAGAGCCAUCAGCGGCAGUGACUGAAACUGCUUCUCCUCAGAAAUACGGAGAUGGCUGUGUUCUGCAGUGAGCUGUCUAAGGAACCUCACCACACGGUGGACUUAGAGACCCAGAGUGUAGGGUCAGACACACUCUGGGACGCCAGAAAUGUUAGGAGGGGAGGGGACAGAGAGCCACAGUUCAGAACAAGGCAGGCCUUUCCUUCUCUGUCCAUGGGCCAGGGGGCAAAUGCUGCUUACUCCACCCGCGACUUACCCCACACAACAUUGUCUCCUUGGGGGCUGGAGAGAUGACUCAGGGAUUAAGAGCACUCACUGUCUGCUCUUCCAGAGGUCGUGAGUUCAAUUCCUAGCAACCACAUGGUGGCUCAUGACCAUCUGUAAUUGGAUCUAGUGCUCUCUUCUGGUGUGUCAGGGACAGUGUAUUCAUACUCAUUAAAUACAUAAAUAAAUCUUUAAAAAAA